UCCUUAUCACCACCAUCACCAUUUAAUUAAAGUAUCCAAAAUGCACAAAGUUCUGUCCAGCAUUUCCUUGCAAAUUUGAGGACAUGAAACACAAGGAAUGGGAAAGUGGAAAGUCAGGGAAAAUCCAUCAGAUUAUAUGGCAAGAUGAAAUAGGAUUUAAGGAGAACCAGUUUGAUAGUCAGAUAAGUAAUUACUGAAGGGACAGGAUAAAAACUGGCUUCUUCUUGCUUUGGAUUCCGCGGGAGCUGGGAAGGAACAGCAGUUCUCAUCUGCUGGAUUUGUAGCUCCCAACGGAAGAUUCUGGUGGGCAGGAAGUGCACUUUCAACCUCCUCAGGCACGCUUCUUUCCUCUGCUCCAGAGCAGAAUCCAGGGCAAAGGAGAAUUUUUUAGGGAGAUGUGCUGGGUUCCCUAAACAAAUGUUUUUAGGGAGACUUCUUACCUUUUAAGGACCUCCUCAGGUUAUUUUCUGACACCUCUUUUCCCCCUGCAGAUGCCUGCACCUGGAGGUAGCCAUUGACAUGAUGUCCGGCAUCCACUCUCCCAAUGCUUCACAGGCUUCACCUAUGAACCACUCCUCAUGCUGCACAGAGCCCACAAAGAUCCAGAGCUCUGCAAGGGCAUCUUCACCUGCUGCCCCCAUUUUCUCUAUGACCUUGGGUGCUGUCUCCAAUGUAGUGGCUUUGGCUAUCCUGGUGCAGUCUUACACCCGCUUCCGGCGCCGCUCCAAGGCCACCUUUCUGCUGUACGCUAGCAGCCUGGUUAUCACUGACCUCGCAGGCCACGUCAUUCCAGGCUCCUUCGUGCUGCGUCUCUAUGCCACACAGAGCAAUUGGGAAAUGAUGGACCCUUCCAAAUCGCUCUGCCAGUUCUUUGGAGCCUCAAUGGUAUUCUUCGGACUGUGCCCACUCUUCCUGGGCUGCAUCAUGGCAGUGGAGCGCUGUGUGGGCAUCACUCGUCCUUUGUUGCAUGCUUCCUUGGUGACGCCGGGCCGGACUAAACUUUCCUUGCUGGGACUGUGGGGCACUGCCCUCGCCAUUGCUCUGCUGCCUCUUUGCAGCUUCGGGAGCUAUGUCGUCCAGGCCCAAGGCACCUGGUGUUUCAUCAAGGUGCGAGAGGCAGAAGCUUGGCCUGAUGUGGGCUUUGCCCUGCUCUUCUCCACUCUGGGCUUGGCCUCGCUGGUUGCCUCCCUCUUCUGCAACACCUUCAGUGGACUCAACCUGGUGCGGGCCCGGCUCCGCAGUCAGCGCAAGUGUGGACACCGGCGGGCCAAAGCCCAUGACAUUGAGAUGGUUGUGCAGCUGGUGGGGAUCAUGGUGGUUUCCUGCAUCUGCUGGAGCCCCUUACUGGUCUUUGUCAUCUUGUCAGUGACCAACUCCCAUGGAGACCUUAAUUAUAAGGAGCUGCUUUUCCUGGGUGUGCGACUAGCCUCCUGGAACCAGAUCCUAGACCCCUGGGUAUAUAUCCUGCUUCGGCGUGCUGUGCUACGUAAGCUCCUUGCUCUAGUUAUUCGGCGCCCUUAUUUCAAGGGAGUCCGCUUUGACCGCUGGGAAGCCAGCUCCUUCCAAAGCUCUGAGCGCAGUAUAGGGCUGGCGGGAGCAAGCAGGAGAACCUCUACUCUGAAGACCCCCUAAGGAGCACGUUUUGCACAUUCUCCGUUGUUUGCAGAAUUAUCUCCCCUGGGAUUCAGCCAGCAUCCAGGGACCUUGGAUGGUAGCGCUGUAUGCAAGGAGCCGAUAUGGCAUUCUCAGUUUACCUCCUCGGGCAAAAGAGCGAUGGGAUUCAAGAUUGUGGAGAAGAGCAUGCUGCUGCGCCCAGUUCCCUACUUAGUUGGGACUUUACGGUGGACAAUAGACACAGGAUCUUUUUUUGGAGAUUUGUUAAGGAAUUGUGAUCCAUCUUUUCUUGGCGGAGUGUGUGUUUGUGUGUGUGCCCCACAACAGUGUUUACAAAGUGUCCUGGGUUCAAUUCCUGGCACCACCCGUUCUGCAGGGCUGAAGAACUGUGGCUCAGAUCCAGGAGUUUCCAGUACUCAAGGCUAGAUGAACCAAUGGUCUGACUCAGUAUAAAACAGCUUCAUAUGUUCUGGUAAUUUUGUUGAUGACAGGGAGGAAAGCCAUGAUUAAGUGCAUUCUGAGUGUACCCAACACUUUCUUGGUACAAGCUAUGUGGUAUGAAUGAAAACCUUGACUUAUUAGUGUUAUAGUCCAAAGUGGUGAGUUGUCAGUGCUUCAGAGCACAAUGGCAUCCAUGAAUGCCACCCCCCUUCCAUAUUUCAAUGAUAAACUCUCGGGGCAUAAAGCUUGCUUGUGGAUUCAUUACUAGGCAAGGAGACAACUUCUAUGGUGAUAAAAAUAGAGGGGGAGACCUUUGGCAUCCUUUCUUGGAUAAUUUGGUUUAGGCAUUUUACUAUCCAGCUGCAGAUGAUAUACAGCAUUAUGUUUAAUCUGCGGUGACCUGGACACUCUGGGCCCACAAUGUUCUUUCCACAUCCCACUCCAGAGGCUGCUGCAGUUGAGUGCCGUGCAAAGGAACACAUACAUAAAUCGGCGCCCUUCCUCAGAGGCAGCAGCAUAUCUGUCCAAGACAAAAAAUAUCCUUGCAUAAUGUCCUUUCCUAAAACAGGAGAGCAGAGCUAGGGCACAGGGCUCAUGAUGACUCAGGACAUCAUUUAAUUUAGAUAUAAACUUGGUCAUUCCAGGGAACCCCUGCAUGCAAAUGGGGUUGCUCAAUGUGGUGAGAGGGCUGGAAAUGUGAUAACCAAAAGCUUUUCCACACGGCUCCCACCCUCAAUGGGAAACAAGGAAGCUCCUUCUGGAACUGAGCACUUAUAAGUGAGCUACUUCCAUAGACAGGAAAGAGUUGGUGGAGCACCAGGUAGAUCUGCAACAGGAAGCCUAUCUGGCUUACCAUGAAUUCCAAUUAGGUGCGAGGCUGCCAAGGGCCCUGCAGUGUAGUCUACUGGACUGGAGAGGUGGGUGGGACUAGCCAACAGACCCUAAGUGGGUUGCCUCCAGCUGCUGUUAUGCUCUGGACUUAGGAUAAUGGUCCUCCGGGGACUUUCAGGGGACAGUGGGAAAAUCCUGAGAAGCUUGUUCUUCAGGGAUCAUGCAGGCAGGGGAUCUAGGCUACUGCAUGCUGGUGCUCUGGCCUGAGAGAGCUGUUGAUUGGCGCUGACCAUUCUACAAUAAAGUAUUUUUGUGGAGCAUUCUGUCCUAUUGCACUUUAUUGUCUUCAUGCCACUGAGUAAACCCCAGCAUUCCUGCUAUGAGCUGCCUCUGUCAGCCCUACUAAUCUGGUAGGCAGAGUUCUCCAUUUAUCUCAGUGUGUUUACUCUUUUCCCGCUCUGCGAUUUCUCUGCUCUGCCUGUUGCUGCCUCCUCCUAGAACUAGUUGAUGACUAUGGGGCAUGUGUGAUUGGGCCUCUGGAAACCUGGCUGAAAUCUGGCAAAUGUGCACAACAGGAGAAGGGAAAGUUUAACAUUUCCCCAGCAUAGAUGGGAAUUAGUAGUAGAAUCAUAGGUCUCUCUCUCUCUCUCUCCAACAUGCCCUGCCAGUUCAAAUCUGGAGCUUGCUGCCCCAAGCCAUCCCAGCCCCUGCAGAUGUGAAGUCUGCACACACAAGACAUUACACUUCAGGCUUUUAUAAAAUUCCUCCCAGUAUAAGGGGCAUGCACUUUCAGUUUAUUAAGACAUCCAGAAAUCUUUGUCAACUGGUAUCACAAACUGGAGUUCAUGCAUAACUGCAGGCUUCAAAAGCUGUCUUUGCUGUGGAGUAAGAAAGGACUAACGGGAGCAGGCUGGGUCAGCUUGCAAAAGGGUCCUCCUGUUCCCUGAUUUCUAAAAAAAGUGGGAGCCAUCAAUACAUAUGCUACAAGGAGCAGGCACCAGCUUGGGACAGUUUAAGAUGAGAUCAAGGGAUAAGUGGGCAGCUUUACACCCUGUGAGGCAUCUGGCUGGUUGGUGGAAACAGAAUGCCAGACUAGAUGGACCUUUGCCUCUGAUCCAGCAGCUGCUUAGGCUUUUGCUGCCCCCUGGUGACUUCCAUGGGUAUUGCCUUUGACACCCAACAAAUGCAAGGGCUGUUGGUGCCAUGAGGUUCCUGGUAGUGGCCGAGACAGGCACAAACAUUGAAAUAGGCACCUGGCCCCCAAAUCAGGGACGAGGACUUUGCCUCUGGUAGCUCAGAUUCCACAUACAAGGAUGAGGGUAGGAGUUGGGGCUCAAGCACCAGCCCUUACAUUAAAGAGCACAAUAACUAUGAGAAUACAGGGCAAAUGAUGCCAGCAAAAAGGAGGCAUUUCCUGCACAAUCAGUUGUAAAGAUCAUCAUCGCCCUCCUCUUGGAAGAGGUUUCCUUGGCCACUGCUGCUUCCACUGUUUCCCUCUCCACUGGUGCUCUGCUUUCCAGAUGGAAAUCUGUGGAGAUAAAGAAUGGCCUUGGUUUCAUGCAAGAGAAAGCUGGGUUAUUCUGUUUUAUGAAUGUGGGCACUGAUCUGGUUGUACUCUACAUAAACAAGGUGUUAAAAUAAUGUGGAUGUGAUGCACUUCCCAAUGCACAUAAAAACCCGUCCUGUUUAAAGUAAUGCUAAUUCUAAUGUGCAUCUGAAUGCACAUCUAAUUUAUACCUGCAAUUCAGAGUCUGCAGGUGCCACCUGCACACAAGCCUGUGGAUCUCCAUAGCUGCGUCAGGGCAAUGCUAUUUUUGAAUGGUCUUUUGUUUAUUUUAGCUAGUGUGUGUGUGUUUAAUUCUAUUGCACUUAUUUUGAAUGGCACCCUUCAUUUUGUAUAUGGAAUUUAACAUCCUAAACUAACUUGAGAGCCCUCACUGGGUCAUACAUUUA
Lacerta agilis (Sand lizard) is the source of this 4839-nucleotide messenger RNA. RefSeq names its product prostaglandin E receptor 1 (gene PTGER1). Gene Ontology annotation, cellular component: plasma membrane. The transcript has 3 exons. Bases 520 to 1632 code for a protein of 370 amino acids. Gene Ontology annotation, biological process: adenylate cyclase-activating G protein-coupled receptor signaling pathway; positive regulation of cytosolic calcium ion concentration; inflammatory response. Gene Ontology annotation, molecular function: thromboxane receptor activity; prostaglandin E receptor activity. The record is from RefSeq and is a predicted model, not a curated record. NCBI's taxonomy places the organism in Eukaryota, Metazoa, Chordata, Lepidosauria, Squamata, Lacertidae.